Molecule: messenger RNA, 973 nt
Organism: Elgaria multicarinata webbii
Lineage: Eukaryota; Metazoa; Chordata; Lepidosauria; Squamata; Anguidae
Gene: STX1A
Product: syntaxin 1A
Exons: 9
Coding region: 53-742 (229 amino acids)
Biological process (GO): synaptic vesicle fusion to presynaptic active zone membrane; exocytosis; intracellular protein transport
Cellular component (GO): plasma membrane; SNARE complex; synaptic vesicle
Molecular function (GO): SNAP receptor activity; SNARE binding
Source: RefSeq, a predicted model, not a curated record
CCGAGCGCAGCAGCGGAGCCGCCCGAGCGCCCCAGCCGCCGCCGCCGCCGCGAUGAAGGACCGGACGCAGGAGCUGCGCGCGGCCAAAGAUAGUGAUGAUGACGAUGAGGUGGCUGUUGGGGUCGACCGGGACCGCUUCAUGGAUGAGUUCUUUGAGCAGGUGGAAGAGAUUCGGGGGUUCAUAGAAAAGAUCGCGGAGAACGUGGAGGAGGUGAAGCGAAAACACAGCGCCAUCCUAGCUGCCCCCAACCCCGACGAGAAAACCAAGGAGGAGUUGGAGGAGCUGAUGUCCGACAUAAAAAAAACAGCCAAUAAAGUCCGCUCCAAGUUAAAGAGCAUCGAACAAAGUAUUGAGCACGAAGAAGGGCUGAACCGGUCGUCGGCAGACUUGAGAAUAAGGAAGACGCAGCACUCCACUUUAUCUCGGAAGUUUGUCGAGGUGAUGUCGGAGUACAACGCCACCCAGUCGGACUACCGGGAGCGCUGCAAGGGACGGAUCCAGAGGCAGCUCGAGAUCACCGGCAAAACCACCACCAGUGAAGAACUGGAAGACAUGCUAGAGAGUGGGAAUCCGGCCAUUUUCUCCUCCGGGAUCACCAUGGACUCCAGCAUCACGAAGCAGGCGCUGAACGAGAUUGAGACGCGGCACAGCGAGAUCAUCAAGCUGGAGAACAGCAUCCGCGAGCUCCACGACAUGUUCACGGACAUGGCCGUGCUGGUGGAGAGCCAGGUCCAGCACUGAGCGCCGUGGGAGGGGAAGUGGGACGGAUCCGCUUCUCUGGAGGCGAGCGGAAUUGCUGGCAGGCGAGCAGGUAACGGGGGAGCACUUGGAGGCCCCUCCAGCAACUUAGAAAUAAACCCGUUUCUGCGCGUCCCCCGCUGCGCAGGGCGAAAUGAUCGACCGCAUCGAAUAUAACGUGGAACACGCCGUGGACUAUGUGGAGAGGGCCGUGUCGGAUACCAAAAAAGCGGU